AUGCCCAAUGACCAGCACUAUACCGUGCUAUAUCAGAACUGGGAUAUCGCUGAUCGACGGUUCUGGAUCGCAUGGCACCAAGACUGUGGAAACGGUCGCACGGGUGGUUUGAAUCUGAAUCGACGAUGUCAACGGCAAAUGGGGACCAUCAUGAUACUAUUACCUCAGGGCCAAACGUCGCAGGUGAUAAACAAUAGGCUGAAGACGGAGAGUUUUGGACACCCUACGGAGUAG
Aspergillus pseudotamarii is the source of this 234-nucleotide messenger RNA. RefSeq lists its product as uncharacterized. The transcript has 2 exons. The record is from RefSeq and is a predicted model, not a curated record. Bases 1 to 234 code for a protein of 77 amino acids. NCBI's taxonomy places the organism in Eukaryota, Fungi, Ascomycota, Eurotiomycetes, Eurotiales, Aspergillaceae.